Symbiodinium necroappetens is the source of this 1008-nucleotide messenger RNA. NCBI's taxonomy places the organism in Eukaryota, Dinophyceae, Suessiales, Symbiodiniaceae. The record is from the annotation of a GenBank genome assembly.
AUGGCCGUUGGACGUGAUGUUCCAGCUCCAGAAGCAACAAAUUCGUCAUGUGGCCGUUUGUGUGAUACGUGUGAAGAGUUUUGCGUGCCUUGGAACUCACACUUCUUUGCAAUGCUGAAGGAUUGUGGCCAUACUUGCAAAUUGAUUGCAGAUGGUGAGAACGUCGUGCAGGGCCCUGGGAAGUUCGUUGACGAGAUCCGAAAAAAGUUGGAUUGCCAGAAGCUGUGGUUAAGCCCUCACAUGGACGUGCCAGGCGAGGGUGAAUUACCCCCAAAGCUUCAUGAGUUGCCCGGACCCCUCAGGGAGAUGUACAGUUACGGCGGCCUCGUGGACCUCAAAGACAAUUACAUGAAUUCGAAGUACUAUGGCAGCAAGAAGGACGUCAGCGGCCUUAAGCACCAUUGGACCAAGGAAAUGAUUGAGGAACUCGUUUCUGAAGCUCAUGAACACAAACUCCGAGGCACUUACGGUUUCAACGAAACACAAUGCCUGGAAGCGGGCUUGAAAGAUGCAGAUCUUCGAGGAAAGAAGGUGCUUGUCAUCGGGUCCGAAAGACCUUGGGUAGAAGCCUUGUGCCUCGAGCAUGGAGCUUCUGAGGUCACAACUUUGGAAUAUGCCAGCUUGGUAUCCAGUCACGAUCGUGUGCACACGAUAACGCCUCCCAAGAUGGCAGCUGCAAUGGAGAAGGAUGUCCCGCCAAGCUUUGAUGCUAUUGUGACUUUCUCUUCCGUGGAACACUCAGGCCUGGGGCGGUAUGGUGAUGCUUUGAAUCCAUUUGGGGAUCUGAUCACCAUGGCCCGAGCUUGGUGUGUUGCAAAGCCGGGGGCGAACCUGGUACUGGGCGUCAUGAGCGAGGGUAUUGGCAAGAGGAGAUCCAAGAUCCUCUUCAAUGCGCAUCGCUCCUACGGGAGGGUCACCUAUGCACAGUUGCUUGCGAAUUGGAAGCAAGAGACUUUUCAUAAAUGCGGUCAAAGCGUAUUCACAUCGACGAAGCUACCUGCCUUGUAA